Messenger RNA from Necator americanus (New World hookworm), 294 nucleotides. RefSeq lists its product as uncharacterized. The transcript is spliced from 2 exons. The record is from RefSeq and is a predicted model, not a curated record. Bases 1 to 294 code for a protein of 97 amino acids. NCBI's taxonomy places the organism in Eukaryota, Metazoa, Nematoda, Chromadorea, Rhabditida, Ancylostomatidae.
AUGCGAGGAUUAGAAUGGGAUGACAUGGAAGUGAAAGUUGACGCCCGACAUUUACACCAUCUUCGUUUCGUUCUCACAACAUCAAGCAUCAAUCAGGCGCAACGGAUGCUGGCUGGACAUGAUGAUGUAUGUGUAUCUAGGUCGAGAAAUCAGCAUGAUGAACGACCCGACCUACGAGCUGCGCAAAAGGAAACGAACGGCUUGGGGAACAUUCAAGAGCAUCGAGAAUUCACAAUUGUGGGUGUUUGGCAAGCAGAAGCAAAAUCCGAUCAGCGUCAUAGAAGGCGGAAUUGA